Molecule: messenger RNA, 1176 nt
Organism: Heterostelium album PN500
Lineage: Eukaryota; Evosea; Eumycetozoa; Acytosteliales; Acytosteliaceae
Exons: 4
Coding region: 1-1176 (391 amino acids)
Source: RefSeq, a predicted model, not a curated record
AUGGCAACAUUAGAUAUCUCCAAUACUUUUCAAACAGCUGUAUCACUAUCAGCCCAACAAUUGUUAAACAAAAAGUUUUGGUCUAAUAGAAUUGGACAUACUACAGUUUUUGAGCGAAUAUAUUUCACAUAUAUUGCACUUUCUGAUGUAUAUACAUUAAUUUCAAACAAGAAUAAUGAACACAUUAAAGAUUUGGAGUAUAUUCUGCCAAUCGAGAAAGCAAAGGCUUAUGUUCAAUCAUUUUUAGAGGCUACAGCAAAUCCAGCAGAGAUUCAAGUGCAAUCGGUGAUCGAUAAUUUCGUAAACAACAAGUUAACCAUGAAAUUGGGAACUUUGUUAAACCACGAAGUAUAUCGAUCCUAUCUUCAAGAGCAGGUUCUUUACACCCAGAUUUUGCAAAGCUUGAUCAACUUGGAUAUCUACAUAAAAGAGGAAACACACAAAGCCGAUCCAGAAGGUACCUAUUUGUUGAUCAACACCAAAGAGGAAAACGAUCCAGAAGGAAAAGGUCCAACCGAUGAAAUCAAUUCACUUCUUUCAAUUAGAAGAUUACAUACACAUAUACUAUCAGUUCUUACUGUUAAUUAUGUAAAAGUACCUGAAUCGAUUGUUAAAAAAGUUGUAGAAUACAGUGAGAAUGAAGCUAUAUCGUUUGGUAUGAAACGAUACUUGGCAAGAGUAGUAGGUGGUUUCUCUGAUAGAAGAGAGAACUGUAAGACCAUUUUGAAAUCGAAUGGAUUGCCACUUCUAAAGUAUAAUUCAGAGACUGACAAACUCCGUAAGGUUAUCAAAGGCAUCGGAUUCAGUUCCUACCAAAACUACAUCAACAAUCUCAGCGAAAUCGAUCAAUCGUUCGUACACAGAGAAAUAAGAAAGGUAAGAUUGCAAUCGAUUUUGACCAAAGUAUGUGGUACUGCAACUCUAUUCUAUUUCUCAAAAUAUAUGACAGAGAAUAAAUUGACAGCAACUGCUAUCACCAGUUAUUAUUUUGCAAUUCGUUACACCUUCAUUGGUAAAGAUUUACCUAUUUUGAAUAUCAUUGGUAAAGAUUUACCUAUUUUGAAUACUGUUCAUGCAGCUAUUAAGAUUUUGUUAAUUCCAGACUGGUUGACACAUUCUGUUUUCAAUCACUUCAAUCAUAGAAUCUGGAAAUAUAUUUGGAGCAAUUUUUUUUAA